Molecule: messenger RNA, 2161 nt
Organism: Linepithema humile (Argentine ant)
Lineage: Eukaryota; Metazoa; Arthropoda; Insecta; Hymenoptera; Formicidae
Source: RefSeq, a predicted model, not a curated record
ACGGGGUUUAUUUUAAGAAUCUACGAAAAUACGCACACACGCGCCUCUCUUUCUCUCUUUUCUCUCUGACGAAGACGAAGGCUCAGUCGUGGACCGUUGCUUGAAUGUAGUCAUGGCCUCUCGGGGAUUUGUACCAUUGGCAGCGAUUUUAAUCACCAUUUAUUUAGAUAUAUCAUCCGUGGUUGUCACCGCCGCGGCCGUCGCGUGGGAUCCGAAGACAUCUAGGUAUAAUAGUUACAACUUGGACAAAGGACCGGUGUUCUAUGAGGCGUAUUAUCCGGAUAUUCGCGACGCUUAUCAAGAGAAGCGCUACUUCGACCGGAACGCAGUAUUGGAAAAAAGUUUUCAAGUGCCCUUCAAGCGUCUCGCUUACUCGGCCGGGACUGCGGACCGUCCUGUCACGAGUAAUGAAUCAUUCGUCGUAGUGAAUAACGAAGAGCCGGGUGAGCAGCAGAAAAGGGCGGAAUCUCGGCGCUAUUACGAUACCGCAGACAAAACCGCGCCUUUCCAAGAUGAAUACCCCUCGACGGGGAUUUUCAACGGCGAUGAGAAGCUCGAGAGUACGAAUGUCGAGGAAAUUUCCAAACUCGUUAGAAGAGCGAUUUCUCGGGAUCUUGAGAACUGGAACGCGCUCGAGAGAUAUCUCGACCGUACCGUCAAUCAAGGUCCGCCGAUAGCACAGCCGGCGGUGCACUCCGGGGAAAACCGCAGAAAUAAAGAAGGCAAUAGCUAUUCGUUUCCGGUAAACCGACAAUCUUUCGACCCGUCGAAACAGCUCAAUUUCGAGCUAUUACGAAAAUUGGAAGACGCGAGGCAGCGACCUGUGUAUUUCGAGCGAACCGACGCGAACGAGAACGCGCGUACGAGCACGAUGAGUAUCAGCGACACGCAAGCUGAUGCGCCGGCGAUCGGCGUCAUUUCCGACUCAUUGCCGUUGGAAAAUAUUUUUCAACCGCGGCCGCAAGUGAUUAGAUACAUGUUCUUCAAGAAACCUAUGCCGCAACCUACGCCGCAACUCGAACAAGUCAAGGAGGCGAUUGAUAAUUCUACACCACGCAGCUACGGUGACAAUCUCAUUCGCGAAGAGAUCGCUGACAACAGUCGCGGCAAGCAAGCGGAGGAAAAUGUUAAAGUGACGUCUAUCGAAGUAAGCGAACUGCCGCGGCACAAAACGCGUCAUCAUCACGGUGAAUGGCCCAAGCGAGAUUGGUCCGCUCAUCGUCAUCGUUCGCAAACUGCUGCUUGAAAGAAAAACAAUCGAAUAAACAAAGAGAAAAAAAAAAUGAACAAAAUUACCAUAUUUAUCUUUGCAAUUUCAUGUCAUCAAAUAACGUCAAAGAAUCACACUGUCUCAAACUAUUUAUUGAAUGUACCAUUGAUAUACAUACAACAAUCGUAUAUAUCUUUAUAAUAGUGUACUCACAAUAAGACAUCUUCCACACUUAUUCCUACGAGUAAUCGGUUACAUCAGCAAUGACUAACGUUAAUUCUAAGUAAAUAGAUUUUUUUGUUCUGCCUAUAAUAGUGCGGUGCGCAGAGGCGGAAGUCAGUUGAACCGGAUUGUUAGCGCAAUUCGGCCUAAUAAUUCUAACUUUUCUACUACUAAUCAGACGAAUAUACUUUAUAUAAUUUUAUUAAUCGAUUUUAGUUAAACCAUAUAAACAGUUAGAUUUUAAAUUUGCACGCAUGCGACAACAAACAUGUAAUUACUUGAGAAAUAUUUCUCUUUUACAAUUCUAAUAAGAUUAUUAUAACUCUUCUAAAAUCGUAAACGCAGAUUUUACAGGAAUGUUUGUAUAAUUCUUUCUAUGAUCUAGAACGAUAAAUUCUAAGUACUUGGGAUGCUCGCGUGAAGUCCGCUACUAUCGUGAUGUAAAUCAGAAGAUCGUGAUGUAACCAGAAGUAUAUCGCUUCUGUGACAUUUUACUACGAAGAUAAGUACAAGGAUGAAACUCCGCAAGUACUUUACAAAUAACCUAUUCUAUUGGAACACAACCUUUUUUGGUGAAUAGUCUCAGUUAACUAUAUCUACAAUUCUACAUUUUUCUUGAAUUAUUUUUUACUUUUCUUCUACUAGUAAUAACAGUCAAAAUUCUAUCUUAGCAAAAAAUCUUCUUAUAUUCUUAUAAAAGAAUAAAUCUUGAUUAAAAAAAAAAAAAAA